This is a messenger RNA of Gadus morhua (Atlantic cod), 5392 nucleotides long. RefSeq names its product nuclear receptor coactivator 7b (gene ncoa7b). The coding region runs from base 1263 to 3767 and encodes 834 amino acids. NCBI's taxonomy places the organism in Eukaryota, Metazoa, Chordata, Actinopteri, Gadiformes, Gadidae. The transcript is spliced from 16 exons. The record is from RefSeq and is a predicted model, not a curated record. Gene Ontology annotation, biological process: regulation of transcription by RNA polymerase II; response to oxidative stress. Gene Ontology annotation, cellular component: nucleus.
GGUGUUUCUGCACUGCAUGUCAGUUAUUUUUGGUGUAUUUCUGUACGCGUGCUAUAAGUUGGCUUUUGAUUUCAGUUACUGUGUGCAGUGCUUGCAGAAGAGCAAAUAUUGAAAACAAGAUUAUGUAAUACAACCGGUGUGACAGAUUUGUUAUUGUAGUCUUUUAGAAGUACUGCUGUUAUUUCAUUAGCUAACCUAUUUAUCAUUACUCUUCAUUCUGUGCUAUGAAUGGUGUCUUGAGUACAGAGAUGCUGGUGGAAAGGUGGCAUGCAUCACUGCUCUUGCAUGGACGGUUGAGCUGCGGUGGUGUACAAUUACAAAUUCGAUCAAAGUGCCAGACGAUACUGUGUGGGAGGGAGGGUGCUCAAAAGAUGCUUGCUACGGCUACACAUUGUAUACCAACAACACUCCAAAGAGCAUUGGACCUGCUGCAGAGUGACAGACAGCCAGAUGGUUUGGGUGUGUCUAUGGGGUUUCGCAUAAAUGCGUGCUACCUGUUUAACCCGGGAGGAAGUCUAACUGUAACAGGUGGAGGCGUGCAUGCGGCACAGAUUGUCUAAGGGCGUCUACCGUAGCAAAGCUGUCCACGCCUGUAUGGACUUGAGAGUACCUGCAUGUGGAAGUGGCGGUGGUGGAGGGGGGAAACGGCCUAAUCUCUGAUAUAACACACACCUACCCCCCCAACCCGCGCCACAUGGCCGCUCACUUCCUAUGGUACAGUGCAGCACGGAGCAAAGGUCGACAUGGUAUAACAAGAGUGGACAUACGCAACUGCUAGUGCUCAGUGUCAGAAUGUAUUCCCUGCCCCCCCCCCCACACACAGACACUUUCCGUUGGCCAUUCCACUACGCCAGCCCUAACGCGAUAACAAAAAACACACUCCACUUUCGGCCCCCGGGCAACACCACUUACUGGUCAGUCACACGCAAUGCAUACGAGAUGAUGUAAUGCGUCCAGAUCUCUUUGCCGUAUCAGUCUCAGUUUCAUGGCAACACUCACUCAUGGCCCGGGUUUCAGUUCCUCCCUUAGACUCUCAUUGUUGUUAUUAUUAUCAUGGCUAGGGGCUUCCUUUGGGCUCAUCGAUGCACUUUGCAAGAUUUGCCCAGUGUUUCCCGGCGUUCUCCCGUGGUAAUGGACCCUUAGCAGAGACGUCUUGUAACGCUGUGUCAUCGCUCGUGCUCUCAUCAACGUUUAAUCAUUCGGAGGAGGAGCGAGAGGGAGAGAGUUGACAAGGAAACGUCUGGGAGAAAGUUUUCCUGCUGAUGCUGUCUCUAUUUGAGAGGCAAACUAGUGUUAUGGAGUGUGAGAUUAUGAGUAAUCAAGAACAAUCCUGGUUGAAGAAGCGGCGGCAGCUCAAGCAGAGCAUAUCAGAGAAGAACGCCCAUGAGCAGAACCCUGCGCACCCGCUGCCCAAGUCGCCGUUGAUUUCCUGUCCAGACGCACAGAACGGCGCCGAGCCGACGGACAGGGCCGAGAAAGCCGGCGAACCGCAGUCGAGGAAGGCGGCGAAGCCUCCCUCGGACUCAGCAGACAGUUUAAAAGCCGUCACCCAGACAAAGAGGGAGAAGAGACGACCCCCUGGGACUGUGGAGUUUACCGUGGGGCUGGACGACACCCUCAACAGCAUCGCCCUGCGCUUCAACAUCACCCCCAACAAGCUGGUGCAGCUCAACAAGCUGUUCGCCCGCAGCGUCUACACCGGGCAGAAGCUAUUCGUCCCGGAUUUGAGCCAAUCGGAGACGGCGCCCCAGCCCGCUGAGAAUGGCACGCAAGAGGGCGUCUCCGACAGCAGGCCAGCGAAGCCCAUCCAGCGCCACGCGUCCCCCCCCUCGGAGGACGAGAGCCCCACCACGGUGAAGUUCAUCAAGAUGAGCUGCAAAUACUUCACCGACGGCAUGGGCGUGGUGGGCGGGGUGCUGAUCGUCACGCCCAACAACAUCAUGUUCGACCCCCACAAGUCGGACCCGCUGGUGAUCGAGCACGGCUGCGAGGAGUACGGCCUCAUCUGCCCCAUGGAGGAGGUGGUGUCGGUGGCGCUGUACGACGACGUGUCGCGCAUGAAGCUCAAGGACGCCCCACCCUCCGAGCUACCCCAGGAUCUGUGUCCUGUCUACAGGCCCGGCGAGUGGGAGCAGCUGCCCUCGGUGCAGGACCUCAACCCCUUCAGCCGCUACCAGGCGCUGGAGACCAAGGGGCCCAUAUUCCUGGACGACAUCAGCUCCAACUACUCAGAAUGUGACCCAAAGGUGUCCCCGCUCCAGUGUAACCCCUACGGUGCCCUCCGUUUGUCCCGAACCACAGCGAGGGAGGACUGUGGUCUGGUGGACAAGACCCCUUCGGACGAGGGCUUCACAGAGCUGGAGCCCACCCUGAACGGGAGUGGAGACGACCCGGACCCAAUGGCCCCCGCACCCCCAAACGGGGGUCAGCAGGCGCCCGCGGGACCCCCGACCCUCGACCCGGAGGAAGAGCCCACGGCGUGUCGAACGGAGGAAGAGGAGGACGAGGGCGUGGCCCCGAACAGCUCGGUGGAAGACGCCGAAUCCCUGAAGUCAUCCGCCGAGACGGAGAAACGGAGGGUUGCGAGCAGGGAGGCGAUCGACGCCAAAGACGGGAACGCUGCCACGUCUCCCGGGAGCCAGGGGUUUGUGAGCUGUGACACGAAGGGACGGCAGGACCCGGUGCUGAGUCGGUCGGACUCGGGUUCGGGCGUGGAGGCUGAUGGGAAGGACGGCCGCGAGGGUCUGGCCUCACAGGAGAAACCCCAAGGAGAGGCCAGUGGACUGAGCGCGGAGGAGAGGCGCAAGAAGACCUACAAGGCGGAGAUGAAGUCCUGGCUGCUGGAGAGGAUGCAGGCUCCGAUACAGGACAUGCUCCAGUCCUCGGAGGAGAAGAGCAAGAAGCCACCCAUGUUCCUGUGCUUCAAGUUGGGCAAGCCCAUGAGGAAGUCGUUCGCCGUGGCCAUGAACUCCAGCCCCGCCCAUUCGUACGGCGGCCGGGGAAAGCAGCCAGAGUACUGGUUUGCUGUGCCUCAGGAGAGGGUGGACCACCUGUACGGCUUUUUCGUCCAGUGGUCCCCCGACGUGUACGGGAAGGAGGCCCGCGAGCAGGGCUUCGUGGUGGUGGACGAGAUGGACAUGGUCGACAACUUCUUCAGCGACCCCGCCUCCUGCAGCUGGGAGAUCAUCACCGUCGACGAGGCCAAGCGCAGGCAGAGCUUCAGCAGCUUCGAGGCGGACCUGUCGCUGGACGCGCUGCCGCUGCUGGGAGAGAGCAGCGCCCUGCUGCAGGACACGCACGUGGAGAAGCUGGCCAGUCGCCUGCCGGCCCGGGUGCAGGGUUACCUCUGGAGGCUGGCCUACAGCUCCCAGAACCACGGCACCAGCCUGAAGACGCUCUACAGAAACCUGCUGGAGCUGGACAGCCCGGUCCUGCUUGUACUGAAGGACAUGGACAACCAGAUCUUUGGGGCCUUCUCCAGUCAUCCCUUCAGAGUGAGCGAACACUACUAUGGAACUGGAGAGACGUUCCUCUAUAGCUUCUGCCCUGAGAUCAAGGUGUACCGCUGGACGGGGGACAACUCUUACUUUGUGAAAGGCAAUAUUGACUCUCUGCAGUUUGGUGGUGGAGGGGGUCAGCUGGGGCUGUGGCUGGAUGCCGAGCUGUAUCGGGGCACCACCAGCGGCUGCGCCACCUUCGACAACCAGGCCCUCUCCGCCCAGCGGGACUUCAACAUACACAGCGUGGAGGUCUGGACCUUCGAGUAACACCAGCCAGCUCCCGUGUUCGCGUUUUGAAUCUUAGAACCGCAACCCCAUCAGCUAUAUCUACUACUUGCCUAGUCUAUUUACACCACUAGGUGGCAGCACCCAGCUUCCCAGAUUACCACUACACUUGUUUUGACACAAGAACCAGGGCAAGCAGGGUAUGAAGCAGAUUUUGAGUGGGUUCUCUGCUCCUUGGUUGAUGAUGAAUAUAUAUAUAUAUAUUCGAGCUGGAAUGAUGUCAUUCGAGAAGGGUAUUGUGUUGUCUUAUCUCAUUGGCUGUGUCGGACCAAUCACAACGCCUCUAGUUAUCCUAGCAUGCAGACUGCCUUGGCACCAUAUGCUCCUGAGAGAAAAGGGAAUGCUUACGGAUGCUCUUCAGCUUAUGGCUUUCAGGGCCGGAGUUGCCAUAAUGCAAGAGCAAAUGCACCUGUAUUUAACGAAGAGUAAAAACGGCAAUGGUGCAAAAAACCUAUCCAUGUUAUACAGUUAUGUGCUAAUAACAAAGGGAAUGUUUGGUGAGGAAUAUUCUGCUCGUCCCAAAGGCAAACCAAACAAGACAGUCCCUUAAACAAAAAAAAAAGGCAGGAAACUGAGUGGUUGUUUACAAUGAGAACUGACUACCUGUGGCGGGUGUGGUUCUCGUAUAUUUCUCGUACGUGGUUGACUCAAAUUAGAAUGCAAGUGCAUCUCCACCAUAACUGUAUAUAGUUUGCAUUCCACAACCCCAAACGACUGGCUAGCCAGAAGGGUGGCCUUUGGAAAGAACGUUUUUUGCUACGACCAAUGAUGUAUAUAUUUAGUUUUAUCGCUAUUCUCUUUUCAGUUUUUUUGCGCGUUUGUCCUUUUUUAUACCCAUUUUUUUAAAUUUGAUUUUAAAUCUACUUUUACCAAGAUUGUUAAUGAUUUUUAAUUGGUUUUAUUCUUUUAUUUUAUACACAGGGAAAGUGAUUUUACGCUGCCUUUCGGUUUCGUUGGUUUUACCAGCACAAGGCUUUCUGCGAGCACUGUCCAGAGGCUAAAGUAACUGGGGUCAGUAUUUAUAACAUGUGGAUAUCAUCGCUGGAGGGCCUGGCACCAGUAUUAAUUUACAGGAUGCCACUUUGCACUACAGAACGCCCCUGACAAACCCUCCUAUUCCGUUGCUGUACGACCGGCACCCCCAUCCUACACAUUGAGUUUGUUCCGCAAGUGACGCUUGUCUUCGCUUUAAAUAAGGGAAGCAGUUUGUCCGAGAAGCUAGAUCUAUCUUGACGGUUUUCUGUGCACUUAGAUUGAAUUUGACUAACCAAGACCCCGAUACUAACACAAGAUUAACGUAUGGUUGUAGCCUGUGAUUUCCACCCUGACCGUAACAUGGGUUUUGUAGUGUGUAUGCAAACGUUGAAUUGUGGGCCACUGUUCCUCUUAUACGCACCACACUAAUCACAUGGGCACUGGCUUUGUGUGAAUACCAAGCGCUGGUCUGUUAAUCUAUUGCGGUGUUUGUAACUGUGAAUAUGCCAUAAGUAUUAAUUCCUGUGAAUUCAAAACUGCCCUAUUCUGUAAUAACAUUGAGGAUCUAUCUAUUUAUUGUCAUUUAUUGCUACCAAAACUUAAAUAAAUGUUUAAUGUAUUCAUCCUUAAAA